Messenger RNA from Symsagittifera roscoffensis, 4214 nucleotides. RefSeq lists its product as uncharacterized. Gene Ontology annotation, biological process: protein polyglycylation. The record is from RefSeq and is a predicted model, not a curated record. The transcript is spliced from 2 exons. Gene Ontology annotation, molecular function: protein-glycine ligase activity, elongating. The coding region runs from base 311 to 4144 and encodes 1277 amino acids. Lineage: Eukaryota; Metazoa; Xenacoelomorpha; Acoela; Convolutidae.
ACUGAGUUAUACGCGAAUCGUUAAAAUAGCACGUGAAUCAAAAAUACCAUCAUGCCUCUAAACAAAACGAAAAAAAAACUUCGAACAAAGUAUUUACAUUGUGAAGACAAAAUGCUAUCGCGUUAUAAAAAACAAUUUAUCAAAUCCUUAAAAGCUUAACAAAGUAAAAAAUAGAAUUAAUGCUUUUAUUAUAGUCACACUUUUGACAAAACUUUAAGGACUUUUGUCGUCUUGUACAGUUUUAGUUAAGAAAGCUAAAUGCUUGUCGCUAACAUAUAUUCAUUCUUCGUUCUACUUUCAUUCCACUUCUAUGGCUUUGGGUGAAGAAUCUGAAGUUACGCUGAAAACCCACUCAGAUGAAAGAAAAACCGAAGCUCUCUCAAUCCAACCCAAUUUGUCCACUACAGCAGCAUAUUAUACUGGAAGUUUCGCGCCCAAACCAUCAGACUCCGAACCCGAACACUCGAAACGUGGAAAAGCUUUAGUUAAAAGCCUUGAUCGAGAAAAUACUAUUUUAAUUCAAAAGAACCCAAAGUCGAAAAUAAAGUUGGUAGUCUUAGAUAAAUACAAACAGAUGAUACAGAAUAACUCAAAUAAAAGUUCCAGAAUUCCUAUACCAGGUGCACAGCCGGUUAGAUUAAGUAAUCAAUCUUCAAUUCUUGCCCCGAAUAGUUCAGAAGUUGACCCUUUAGUGAAAGGAGGCGAGCUGCCAAAUUUGACCUUCAGCGUUUCCCAAUUCAACCCAAAACAGCAAAAGUAUUCCAUAACAGACACUGCCAACUUCAAACCUCGUGCAUCGUCGCUGUCUAACCGAGUUCAACUGAGCGACACACGAAAUAGAAAUUAUCACAAUUUGAUAGCGAGAAAACGCAAUUCGAAGUCGGACCCGAGCCUCAUGGGAUCCUCAGGCUCUGUUGAAAACUCGCAAGAAAUCAACGAAGAAGAAAAACAACAUCAAGCUGUGGAUAACUCUUCCAAAAACGGAUCCAAUCAUAUCGAGUUUCCUGAAGAGAUGGACGUUUUGUCUGAUUCGAUCGUGGCAUCAAAGCCCCCCAAAAGUGACAGACGCAACAAAUCGUCAACUUCGCGUUCCCAUCAUGAUUCAAAGUCCAGAACAAAGUCGAACACGGGACUUCAUCGGGGAAUCACAAUGGCCGCCGCACAAAAGAAUCCGAACGCGGACGAGCGGCAAGAUACAAAGAAACGUCGUUCUACGCCUCUCGGAUCCAGAUCGUUCGCAAAUGAGGAGUCACGCUCGGGCGAUCUGAUCAAAUCACAAGACGACACGUCAUUGAGGAUGUCUUCGAACUCAUCCAAGACUAAACAUUUGAACUCGAGUGAUCGGGAAAGCAGAGAUCGAUCGAAAUCUCAGUCGGAUUUCAGCCGAAAGACGAAUGGCCAGUCGCAUACUCGGCUGCACGCGAACGAAAAGUAUGUAAGUCCAUAUGAAAAAGGACGAAGUGCGCAUUCAAGAGAGCCAACAUUGAAUAAACUAGGACAUCGAUCGGCUAAACGGGACACUCCUAACGCUUCGGCUUCGAGCGACGUCAUUGUUGCAAGCUCAAGGAGAAACUCUCGUUUGAAUUUCUCCGAGCCAUUUGAAAUUAACUGCGGAGUUGAAAAUCACGAUUCGGAUGCUUCCAAAAAGGGAUCGAAAAGCCGAGGAAAAAGAGAAGUUAGCAGCCCCAUCGUUCUUUCCAGUGCCAGAGACGGUAAAGAGGAAAACAAUUCUGAAAAUGAGGAUUGUAAAGUGACGGUGCGUAGUACAGGUGUACUGAGCAAUAGACUUGAAAAGAGAGAGAGAGGAGAGAAUAAAAAUAAACAGCUUUGUGACGGCGACGCCAAGGUAAAUAAUAAUGAAAAUAUAAACCAAAGCAGCAUAGUGACUAUGGAAGUAUUUUCAAAAGGAAAAGCUUUUAAUGAAAGCAACGGAAUCAGCAGAGACAUUCCAACUAAAUGCAGCUCAAAUGCGGUAGCAACAAACAACGAAACCAGUAGUGAAAAACAGAGGAGCGAACAACAUAAUAAAGACACGGUACAAAAUCAACGACCGGAAGAUGUUUUGAAUUCGACUGAAAACGACCGAGUCAAGACAACAAGAUUAAGACCGGCCAAAGAACACAGCCAGGAAGAUCAGGCGGCAAACUGCAAAGGCGCCCAGAAUAAGACACACUUGAACAUCCCCGGGAACGAGAGGGUGGGAAGUGACAAGCCGAAUAUGCAUUCACACAAUUCGAGGGCUUCUGUCCUUUCUAAGUCGCCUCCUAGAAGCAGAGGCCCCAGCAACUCAAGAUCAGUUAGAUCAACUAGUGGUAAGAGGCCAGUCAUAAAAGCCACACCUAUAGCUCAAGCUGCCCAAAUACACCCAAAACAAGUAGCCUCCAAUCCUUCAACUGGAUCCACCAUGAAGGGCACUGGAGGUUAUGCAAAACGAGGCAAGCCAAGGGUUAGUACGACUGUAAAGCCGUCCCAGGAAGCCGAAAAGAAAUCUGCCUCGGCUAAGAAAAAGCGAGAAGAUGCAAAUGGCGAGACGUUUUCAGACGGUACUGAUAAAGAAGACAACGAGGAGCAUUACGAAGUUCGCCCGCCACUGCCUUCGAAUGCCAGAAUCCCCCCUGUUAUCACGGACCCCUCCGUCCACCCUUACGACGCAACUGAAAAAUGUAUCAAAUCUCUGGCCAAACACCCUCUCGAUAUCGAUUUCGGCGCCUGGCAUCGAAAUGUACUACCGACGUUGCCGCCGUUGGUUAGGAACCCGCAGUCGGGUAGGAGAUACAUUGAGCUGCCGAACCAAUUCUACGCCUGCAGAGGAAAUAACACAAUCUUAGUCGAGAAUCACUUCGUGAAACACAUGCAAUGGACGAGAACGGAGGAGAGAGGGCCUAAUUACAAGUUCAAGUGGAUGCAAUGUGUGAACCAAAUUGACUACGACGAGUUUCGAGACUCGGAACAAGUAGCCAAUCAUAUCAGUAACAUAUCAUGUUUAACUACCAAAAUUGGCCUCGUUGAAAGUUUGCGAGCUUACGAGCGACAUCUGCAACAAAAAGUUGAGCGAAAACCAAAUACUGCAGCAAACAAUGAUUUGAAAAUGGUUGAUUUUUUCAACGAAACUUUUAAACUAAAUAACAAGACAGAAAACGCAGCUUUCAGGGAAACGUAUAAGGCGGGCGAAACGUGGAUUUGCAAGCCGAACGGAUUGAAUCAAGGCAUUGGGAUUUUUCUGAUGCGAAGUUUAGAAGAUCUGGAUGCUAAAUUAAACGAUCUGAAUAGCAGCAAGAAGUCUUCACCCUACAAACAACGGAGUCAUAACUAUGAUAGAAUGAUUCAAAGAUACAUUGAACAUCCGUUGUUGCUGGAUAAUAAGAAGAUUGACAUCCGAGCUUACAUGCUGAUAGCAUCGACUGCGCCCUUCGUGGUGCUCUAUCACCCCGGCUAUCUGCGACUGUGCAUCGACGACUACAAAUUAGACGACAACAGUUUAAUCGGCCACUUGAACAACCAGUACAUCCAGAAAAAAGAUCCCAGGUACAAGAAGUUGAAAGACGACACAGUUUGGAGUUACGAAAGAGCCAAUGACUACAUAAACGAACACUACAUGAAGUCGAAAGGCAUCGAAGAAGAUUGGUGGUACAAAGUGUUCGAAAAGCAAGCUAAGCGAAUCAUGCUCCACUGCUUCCAAGCUGUUAAAUGUACUUUGAAGAGCCGCAUCGGAACUUUCGACUUACUCGGAUUCGACUUUAUGAUCGACGAAAACAUGAAAGUUUACCUGAUUGAAAUCAAUGUGAACCCUGCUCUGGCUACUAACUGUCAAGUUCUGGACCAAGUCAUUCCGCCGAUGGUGCACGAAUCAAUUGACGUAGUCAUGGAAAUCUGGGAAAAAGCGAGACGAGGACUUGCUGUCAGUCCGAUUCAAAGUAGACAGAAUAUGGAAAUACUCUACAACGAGGCUAUGCAGAGCAAGUAUCGACGGAGCCAGCAUUCGGCUAAGAUGGCAGCCAACUUCAGCAAUGCUUCCAACUCCACUAACCCAAACAGUUCCACCGCCAGCAAAGAAAGCAACAACUCGACUAACUCGCAAAACAAAUCAGCAUCCAGGUUCAAAUCCCAAUCACCCAAUAGAGACAAUUCGCUUUCAGCAGGCUAAAAACACACUGCAUUUAUUUUUAUAUUGAACGCUACCUAAUAAAAAUCUAUAAAAAAUGAUUUGACCCUUA